Molecule: messenger RNA, 387 nt
Organism: Macrobrachium nipponense
Lineage: Eukaryota; Metazoa; Arthropoda; Malacostraca; Decapoda; Palaemonidae
Exons: 2
Coding region: 1-387 (128 amino acids)
Source: RefSeq, a predicted model, not a curated record
AUGGCCGCCGCCGCCAUUGUCUCCAGCGCGAACAUUCGACUGAAAAGUCAACAGCGAGGCAUAAACAACCUUUCCACGGCAGAGUCUGGGCCGCGUAUGAGCCAACUGGCCGACUUCGACCUGGCUCCGACGCGAGAGCAACCCGCCGCUAUGCGCCGCUGUUCUUCAGCUCUAGAAGAACCAGCUGGAGACAGACUCGGAGUGAAGGUGAUGACGUCACACGCCGAUGAACGAGGGUGUAGAGGCAGGCAGAGCCAUAUUCGGGGAGAGGAGGAGGAGGAGAAGAAGAGGAAAAAGAAGAAGAAGAAGAAGAAGAAGAAGAAGAAGAAGAAGAAGAAGAAGGGAGGAGGAGGUGUUAGGGGGGAGAAGAAAAGGAGAACACGAUAG